Messenger RNA from Globicephala melas (long-finned pilot whale), 1492 nucleotides. Its product is annotated as BOLA class I histocompatibility antigen, alpha chain BL3-7-like. The record is from RefSeq and is a predicted model, not a curated record. NCBI's taxonomy places the organism in Eukaryota, Metazoa, Chordata, Mammalia, Artiodactyla, Delphinidae. Gene Ontology annotation, biological process: antigen processing and presentation of endogenous peptide antigen via MHC class I via ER pathway, TAP-independent; immune response; positive regulation of T cell mediated cytotoxicity. Gene Ontology annotation, molecular function: peptide antigen binding; signaling receptor binding. Gene Ontology annotation, cellular component: external side of plasma membrane.
CGACCCGCACUCAGUUUCUCCUCAGACGCCGAGGUGGUGGGUCAUGGCACCGCGAACCCUCCUCCUGCUCCUCUCCGGGGCCCUGGCUCUGACCGAGACCUGGGCGGGCUCCCACUCCCUGAGGUAUUUCCACACCGGGGUGUCCCGGCCCGGCCGCGGGGAGCCCCGCUUCAUCGCCGUCGGCUACGUGGACGACACGCAGUUCGUGCGGUUCGACGGCGACGCCCCGAAUCCGAGGAUGGAGCCGCGGGCGCCGUGGGUGGAGCAGGAGGGGCCGGAGUACUGGGAAGAGCAGACGCGGAAAUUCAAGGACGCGGCACAGAGUUUCCGAGGGAACCUGAACACCCUGCGCGGCUACUACAACCAGAGCGAGGCCGGGUCUCACACCAUCCAGGAGAUGUACGGCUGCGACGUGGGGCCGGACGGUCGCCUCCUCCGCGGGUACAGACAUUUAGCCUACGACGGCGCCGAUUACAUCGCCCUGAACGAGGACCUGCGCUCCUGGACCGCGGCCGACGCGGCGGCUCAGAAGACCAAGCGCAAGUGUGAGGCGGCCGGUGCUGCGGAGCACUACAGGAACUACCUGGAGGGCGCCUGCGUGGAGUGGCUCCUGAGAUACCUGGAGAACGGGAAGGACACGCUGCAGCGCGCAGACCCUCCAAAGACACACGUGACCCACCACCCCAUCUCUGACCGUGAGGUCACCCUGAGGUGCUGGGCCCUGGGCUUCUACCCUAAGGAGAUCUCACUGACCUGGCAGCGUGAUGGGGAGGAUCAGACCCAGGACAUGGAGCUUGUGGAGACCAGGCCUUCAGGGGAUGGAACCUUCCAGAAGUGGGUGGCCCUGGUGGUGCCUUCUGGAGAGGAGCAGAGAUACACGUGCCAUGUGCAGCACGAGGGGCUUCAGAAGCCCCUCACCGUGAGAUGGGAACCUCCUCAGCCCACCAUCGCCAUCAUGGGCCUCAUUGUUGGCCUGGUUCUCUUGGUGGUCACUGGAGCCGUGGUGGCUGGAGCUGUGAUCUGGAGGAAGAAGCACUAAGGUGAAAAAGGAGGGAGCUACGUUCAGGCUGCAAUGUGAGACAGCAGCCUCGUGGGACUGAGUGAUGCACGGUCCCACUUUGUGGCUUCAGAUCACAUGACUCCUGUUUCUGCUGCUGCAUCUGAAUAUGUCUGUGUUCCUUGUAGCAUAAUGUGAGGAAGUGGGGAGACUGGCCCACCCCUGCCCACCACGACCCCUCCCCACCCUGACCUGUGUUCUCUUCCCUGAUCCACUUGCCUGUUCCAGCAGAGGCAGGGCUGGGCCACCUCCAUCCCUGUCUUAACUUCGUGGUGCACUGAAUAAUAAUGUCUUAACUUGCCUGUUGGAAAUAAAAUCUGUAUAUGAAUUUUGUUUUUUCUAAUUCCUGCCAUGAGGUGUUUUUGGGAUAAUAAAGGAAAGGAUUCUUAAAGUUUGAGAGAGAAAAUAAAUGGAAGCGCUGAGAACCUUCCAGAA